Molecule: messenger RNA, 2042 nt
Organism: Helicoverpa armigera (cotton bollworm)
Lineage: Eukaryota; Metazoa; Arthropoda; Insecta; Lepidoptera; Noctuidae
Gene: rasp
Product: protein-cysteine N-palmitoyltransferase Rasp
Exons: 4
Coding region: 136-1731 (531 amino acids)
Biological process (GO): protein palmitoylation
Cellular component (GO): endoplasmic reticulum
Molecular function (GO): palmitoyltransferase activity
Source: RefSeq, a predicted model, not a curated record
UUUCAUUCAUUCACUCAACUUAUUUGCCGUCAAAUUUGAAAGGUGUAAAAUUGUUGGUGCUUGUUUCUGAAUCAUGUUUUGAUUUUUUUAUUUACUUGAGGCUGAGUUGGUUGCCUGGUUGGACAUUAAAGGACAAUGAAAAACGAAGUGAAUAGUAUCGAAAAUUGUAUCCACUUCAGUUUAUGGAUAUUAGCAUGUUUCUAUUCCUUGUUUAAAUUAUUUCACGCGCAGACAGAAAUUAUAGACAGUAAUCCGGAACUCAGGUAUGAAAUAAGGGACUUAAAUCCAGGCUGGCGAUUGAUAUCGAGGCAGAAAGAUGAGUCUGAUGUUGAGUGGAGUACAUGGAAGUACCUCAUACAGACUUCAUGGUUCUAUUUAUUAAUACAAUUUUUUGUAUCGGAAAUCAUUCGAAGAACCAAUGCCGCCUUAAUAAAAUAUUGGUACAUUUUAUCCAGUAUAAUUUUCAUAAUAAAUUACAUGGGUGUUAGGCAGUUGGCAAUAAUUCUUGCCCAACCUGUAAUAUUUUUGGCUAUUAUUUUUUCUGGAGGGAAAAAGAUCAGCAUAUGGUUGACAAGCAUUUUUCUGUUGGCUGGGUACAAUUCAUUAAAGUAUAAGUAUUUCUUUUGGCACUUUCUGGACACUGAAAAUUUGGAAGACGAAGAAGUUUUCGUGAUGCUAUAUGCAAUAGCAUGGGUUGAAUUAAGAUGCAUUAGUUUCUGUCUUGAUUACGUAGACAAAAGAGAGAAGUGUUUGCAAGCUGAAAAUGAAUCAAAAGAAAUAGAAACCACGAGAUAUAAAGAUCUUAUAGAUAUGUUCAGUUAUGUAUUGUACCUGCCUUUAUUAUUUGUUGGGCCAAUAAUACUUUAUGAAGAAUUUGAAAGAAGUUUUCAUGUCAGCAAUAAAAGCUUGCAGAUGAGGCUAAAAAGUUUUAUUUUGGAUAUGAUUCGAUUUCAAAUUUAUUCAAUUUUACUGGAAGUUGCAUUCCACUAUGUUUACUUUUUUGCGAUGCAGAGUCAGAUUGAGGCUAUACAUAAGUUGCCAUCGCUUGCACUUUGUGGGGGAGGGUUGUGGAUGGGAUUAGAGUUUCACAUGAAAUAUGUCAUAUCUUAUGGAACGACUGCUGCAUAUUCAAGACUAGACAAUAUUGACCCUCCACCAACACCCAGGUGUAUAUUCAGAAUCCAUGUUUACUCACAAAUGUGGAGAUACUUUGAUGUGGGCCUGUACAGGUUUUUGUUGAAGUACAUCUACAGACCAGUUUUCAUCACAUUGUCUAAUAGUUUUAAAAUUGCUAAGAUUACUUACAAAUUGAUUUCAUCUCUUAUUACAUUUAUGUUUAUAUUUAUGUGGCAUGGGACUAUGUGGAAUAUAUUUGUAUGGUCAGUUUUAAAUUAUGUAGGCAUUGUAAUUGAGUAUGUUGGUAAAGCCGUGGCACAGAGUGAAAGAUACAAACUAUUCAAAGCUAAUGUACUACAUACAAAUGCAAUGGAAGUCAGAUUCACUGCAUUUUUAUGUGCACCGCUAUUAGGUUUAUCAGCUAUAUCAAAUUUCUAUUUAUUUGCGGGUAGUGAAGUUGGUAAUCUAUAUUUUGAGCUGCUUAAGUGGCCAUCAUUUUACAAUUGUUUCAUAGUUUACAUUUCUUUGUAUUGUUGCUGUCAUGUUGCUAUUGCUUUGCAUGAUGUUCCUUCAAGAACUGAUGUAAAAAAGAAAGAAAGUAAGACUGUAUUCUAAUAAUAUUUAUACAUACUAUAAUUUGACUGAAAUCAGUAUUAUCAAUUAGGGCCAAUAUUUUUAAUUAUCUUUAUAUAAUCACAAUAAAUAAUACUCUUACAUAAUAACUGAAGUACAAAAAUAUUAAUAGGCAAUCUUAAUUUGUGAACAGUCAAGGACUACUUCAAUUCUGCUUAUCUGCUAUAGCAUAGCUAUAAAUAGACUAUUGUCUCGAAAAACAUCACAUUUAUUUAUGUUAUUUAUUUAAUAUAUACAAACUUAUUAUACAGAUAGUUGUUCAGUCUGAAAUGCCCCUGUUUAUGACUUAUAUU